Hordeum vulgare subsp. vulgare (domesticated barley) is the source of this 1612-nucleotide messenger RNA. RefSeq lists its product as uncharacterized. NCBI's taxonomy places the organism in Eukaryota, Viridiplantae, Streptophyta, Magnoliopsida, Poales, Poaceae. The record is from RefSeq and is a predicted model, not a curated record. The transcript has 2 exons. The coding region runs from base 186 to 1436 and encodes 416 amino acids.
CUCAUACGCUCCAUUUAGUCCCUCCCUGGUAGCCGCCUAAUCCCAUCACCACAUGAUAUAGGACUAGUCCUCAUUCAUCAGUCAUCAGUCAUCAGUUCAUCACUCAUACACAUACAUAUGUACAUGAUCAGUGCACACAGCACACCAGUAGUAGUACUCGAUCAGUUAGCUAGCUGGUGAUCCAUAUGGGGAAGGUGGUCGUCACGGAGGCCACGGCGCGCCAGGUGGCGUCCUUCCUCCUCGGCGCCGCCGCUGCGCUCACCGUCGUCAUGCUCGUCCACUACCGGGCGCCGGCCGCCGGGCUCAGCCGUGCGAGGACACCGGGGCACUUUUCCGGCUUGAGAUCAUCAUCAUCAGAUGACCAGCACCACCACCACCGCAACGGGACGACUGCACGUGCCGUAGUUCAUCAGGCGCCACCGGUCGCCGCUAGUGCAGGCGACGAUCAUCGCCGUCCGGCGAACGCCACAACAAUCACAAAGCCCAAUUCUACCUCUACUGCUGCUGCUCUACCUCUACGUCAUCUUCCCAGCACAAAUCACCAUGGACAAAAGGGAGCCAAUGAGGAGUCGCCGGAGUUCCGGGGCCUGGCGGCAGCGGUGGCGCGAGCGGCGACGGACGACCGGACGGUGAUCAUCACGUGCGUGAACCAGGCCUGGGCGGCGCCAGGCUCCCUGCUGGACCUGUUCCUGGAGAGCUUCCGCAUCGGCGACGGCACGGCGCGCCUCCUCCCACACGUUCUCGUCGUGGCCAUGGACCCCGGCGCCCACGCACGGUGCCUCGCCGUCCACCGGCACUGCUACCACUACACCAUCCCGGGCCUCAACAUCGACUUCGCCGCCCACAAGUACUUCCUCUCCAAGGACUACCUGGAGCUGGUGUGGAGCAAGCUGAAGCUGCAGCGCCGGAUCCUGGAGCUCGGCUACGGCUUCCUCUUCACCGACGUCGACAUCCUGUGGCUGCGCGACCCGUUCAAGCACGUGACGGCGUACGCCGACAUGACCGUGUCCAGCGACGUGUACUUCGGCGACCCCGACAACCUUGGCAACUUCCCCAACACGGGGUUCUUCCACGUGAAGCCCAACGCGCGGACCAUCGCCAUGACGAAGCUAUGGCAUGGGGCUAAGGGCAAGUACCCGGGAGCCAACGAGCAGCCGGUGUUUAACAUGAUGAAGAAGCGGAUGGUGGCGGAGCUGGGGCUCAGGGUGCAGUACAUGAACCCGGCCUACGUCGGCGGGUUCUGCAGCUACGGGAAAGAUUUGAGGAAGAUCGUCACCAUGCACGCGAAUUGCUGCGUGGGGAUUGAGAACAAAAUUAAGGACUUGAAGAACGUGCUGGGUGAUUGGAGGAACUAUACGAGGAUGCCGCCAUGGGAGAGGCACCGGGCCAAAUGGACCGUGCCCGGCGCCUGCAUUCGAGCCGAAAAACAAGUUUGAUUCAUCAAUUGGUUGAUGGAUUUUCCAAUCGCCUGUUAUAGAGUAGCUUAUUUAAUUCUACAUAUAUAUAUAUAUAUACUCCCUGUGUGAGGGUGGAGAGAGAGACGAUAAGUAUUUGUUGCUAUACCUGUAAAAUGCUCUAUUAUGAAAGCAUAUACUAGUACACUUCUGCUUCA